AUGGGAGGCUGCAGUGCAGGCUUAAGGAAACAAGGGGGCGCCACGUACAUUGCGCAGCCGCAGGGCCACCACUCGCAACAGCUGCCAUUGCCAACGGCCUUCGCCAGGGGCGCCACGUACAUUGCGCAGACGCACGCCCACCACUCGCAAGACCUGCCAUUGCCAACGGCCUUCGCCAGGGGCGCCACGUACAUUGCGCAGACGCACGCCCACCACUCGCAAGACCUGCCAUUGCCAGGGGCGCCACGUGCAUCGGCCAGCCUCGCAAGCCAAUGGACACAGGAAGGACCAGCAACAGCGCCCAUUGCCAAGAGCCUGCCGCACCUCCCACUGGGCUGGGCUACACGAUGGGCUUCGGAACUCCGCCUUCAGCCUCUCGCCCCGGGUGGCCUCUUAAGGAAGCACAACACACUUAGGACUGCCGAGCGCCGCCUUCCCACGUGGCUCCAGCUCCCCAGCCUUCAACACGGCAAGGGGCCUUCCCAAGGCCACAGAGCCGCUCCUUCGGAGCUGGCCCCACUCAGCCAUCGCUCGCAGGGGCUCCAUUCGGACGAAUGGAGCCGAGAGGAAGCAGUGGGGGGGCGCAUUUUCGGAGUGGGGGUCGCUGCUUUGGAGGCCAUAACUAACCCCCCGCCCAAAGCUAGCACCCCCCUCCCCAAAGACGCCCCCUCCUCGUCUUCCUUUAGGCUCACCGGAAACGUCCGUCUCCAUGGCGACGGCGUCGGCGCGCGCGCGGCCCUGGCUCCGCCUCUUCCUCCCCCUCCCGCGCCGAUGGGGGGAGGAGCAGGAUGCGGCUCGUCACUUCCGACUGCGGGCCCUUCCCGGCCGCCAUCUUGCGGUGUGGGGGGACACGGGGGGCCCGGGGGCCGCGGCAGGCCACUCGAUGGGAAGAUGCAGCGCUCGGGGCCGGGCGGGGCGGGGCCUGGCGCCGUGCUGGGGGCGGGGCCGGGGCGCGCGCUGCUGAGGCGGGAGCUGCGGCUGCUCGAGUCCAUCUUCCACCGCGGCCACGAGCGCUUCCGCAUCGCCCGCGCCUGCCCGGACGAGCUGGGCUGCGAGUUCCUGCCCGGCCCGGGCGGCGGCGGGCCCGUCCGUAUCCAUGGCAACAUCACGGAGUCCUAUCCGACUGUCCCCCCAAUAUGGUCUGUGGAAUCGGACGACCCCAACCUGGCGGCAAUCCUGGAGAGGCUAGCCGACGUGAAGAAAGGCAACACUUUGCUCCUGCAGCACCUGAAGCGGAUCAUUUCGGACCUCUGCAAACUCUACAACCUUCCCCAGCAUCCAGACGUCGAGAUGCUAGACCAGCCUCUGCCUGCAGAGCAGAGCACACAGGAAGAGGUGUCCUCCGAAGAGGAAGAUGAGGAGAUGCCAGAGGACACGGAAGAGCUCGACCACUAUGAGAUGAAGGAGGAGGAGCCGGCCGAAGGAAAGAAGGCGGAAGACGAUGGCAUCGGCAAAGAGAAUCUCGCCAUCCUCGAGAAAAUAAAAAAGAACCAGAGGCAAGAUUACUUAAAUGGGGCAGUGUCUGGGUCCGUGCAGGCCACCGACCGGCUAAUGAAGGAGAUCAGGGAUAUUUACCGAUCGGCAAGUUUCAAGGGCGGAAACUAUGCAGUUGAACUAGUGAAUGACAGCCUGUACGACUGGAAUGUCAAACUCCUGAAGGUGGACGAGGACAGUGCUUUGCACAGCGAUCUACAGAUCCUCAAAGAGAAAGAGGGGUCGGAUUUCAUCCUGCUGAACUUCACUUUUAAGGACAACUUCCCCUUCGACCCGCCCUUCGUAAGGGUCGUGUCUCCUGUCCUGUCAGGAGGGUACGUCCUGGGCGGAGGAGCCAUCUGUAUGGAACUUCUAACCAAACAGGGCUGGAGCAGCGCCUAUUCGGUGGAGUCCGUGAUCAUGCAGAUCAGUGCCACGCUGGUGAAAGGAAAAGCCAGGGUCCAGUUUGGGGCCAACAAAAACCAGUACAGCCUGACGAGAGCUCAGCAGUCCUACAAGUCCUUGGUCCAGAUCCACGAGAAGAACGGCUGGUACACGCCCCCCAAGGAAGACGGCUAGCACAGGGAUAGCCCACCAGGCAGCCACGGACCAAUCUCGGCUCCCCUGCCGGAUGCUGCGCUCGAAACCAUCAAGGACACCGGCUCUUCCCAGCCCCCGGGAAAAGGACUCCCACCGCCCGUUUUGCAAGACUAUUGCGAGCAGCUUCCGCCAGACUUUUGACGAAAUUCUAAAACUGUCGUGAGCGGACGGGCCACGGAGCUCCGGGGCCUCGCUUGGACCCGGCUGGCAGGGCACCUGGCAGCCAGUAACUCUUAUUAAACCACACACACACACGCGCGCAGAAACGAAACUAUUGAUUCUCUUGUAUCGCUGGAAGCUUCCGGCUCUGCUGCAGUCCAGAGCACCUCCGCCUCUCCCUCUGCUAUGGAUUUAAUUUAUUUUCUUAUUUUCAUGUACACUGCUUUUUUUUUUUCCUUUUGGUUACAGUGUAUGAUGGAUGUGUAUGGGGAAAAUGUAUCUUUGGAGAACAAUUACAUUUGUUAAUUUGAA
Elgaria multicarinata webbii is the source of this 2544-nucleotide messenger RNA. RefSeq names its product ubiquitin conjugating enzyme E2 Q1 (gene UBE2Q1). The record is from RefSeq and is a predicted model, not a curated record. NCBI's taxonomy places the organism in Eukaryota, Metazoa, Chordata, Lepidosauria, Squamata, Anguidae.